Dreissena polymorpha is the source of this 2082-nucleotide messenger RNA. RefSeq lists its product as uncharacterized. Lineage: Eukaryota; Metazoa; Mollusca; Bivalvia; Myida; Dreissenidae. The record is from RefSeq and is a predicted model, not a curated record. The transcript has 3 exons. The coding region runs from base 234 to 734 and encodes 166 amino acids.
ACAGGAAAUAUCGUCUGCUCUAUCGACCGACAUUACAGACAUGGUAUAAUGCACGAUAUGAGUCGUAAACAGCAUGUUUGCUACAUUUCGAAAUGUCCUUAUCAGCCAUAGUUUAAAUGCAUUACAUAUAAAAACACAUUUAGAAUAUGUGCUCAUUUCAAAAUAAACAUUCUAUAAGAAUAACGGAAAGGAACUGUUCGUAACAUAACUCAAGGAAUAUAUUAAAAGCAAAAAUGGAUGAUUCGGGGACAAGUAGCUGCUGUGACACUGGAAUAAGCAGCACUAGCGAUACAGGUUGUAGCAGCACAUGCGAUGCGGGCUUUAGCAGUACAUGCGACUCAGGGUUUAGCCACAACUGUGACAGCGGAACAACGAGUGGUUUUAGCGACACCGCAUUCAGCUAUGCCAAUUUCACCGAGAAUAAUUAUGCACACGCGAACUUUCAGGAUUCUUUUAUGCACGCGACGAACGGUAUAUUUCCCGCCAAUAACGGAUACAUGGACACUUACUCCAUUUCCUCGGGCCUUCCCCCUCCGUUCUUAGUCUCACAUCACGCGGUGCGCUGUCCUGGAGACUCGAGCGUGUACAUCGGUCGCCCCAUGGUGAUACUGACACCAUCACAACAACACAAUAUGAUGCAAAGGGAACUAAUAAAAUGCAUCGGGGGUGUUGUGUUUGUGCUGGUCCUUGCAGGGGUUAUCACAGCAAUUAUCAUGGCGGUGAAAUAUGCUUAAAAGAGGUAAAGCUCCAAAGUUCAGCGCAAAUGAGACGAGUCUCAACGCAAAAAAAUAGAUACCGGUCGUCAAAGAAUACAAGACAAUAUGCGAGACUUUUAGAAGCGUCGUUCGACAUUGAGAUGUAGCUUGUGGUUGGCGUUGACAUACCGUACAUGAACAUUUCAAUACACCAAUUCGUGUGGAUGGAGUUGAUAUACCGUACAUGUACAUUGCAAUACACCGAUUCGUGUGGUUGGCGUUGACAUACCGUACAUGUAUAUUGCAAUACACCAAUUCGUGUGGAUGGCGUUGAUAUACCGUAGACGUACAUUGCAAUACACCAAUUUGUGUGGAUGACGUUGAUAUACCGUACAUGUACAUUUCAAUACACCAAUUCUUGUGGAUGGCGUUGAUUUAUCGUAGAUGUACAAAGCAAUACAACAAUUCAUGUGGUUGGCGUUUACAUACCGUACAUGUACAUUGCAAUACAACAUUUCGUGUGGUUGGCGUUGACAUACCGUACAUGUACAUUGCAAUACACCAAUUCUGGUGGUUGGCGUUGACAUACCGUUCAUGUAUACUGCAAUACACCAUUUCGUGUGGUUGGCGUUGACAUACCGUUCAUGUACAUUGCAAUACACCAUUUCGUGUGGUUGGCGUUGACAUACCGUACAUGUACAUUGCAAUACAGUAGUUCGUGUGGUUGGCUUUGACACGCCAAACAUGUACAUUGCAAAACGCCAUUUCGUGUGAUUGGCAUUGACAUACCGAUCAUGUACCUUACAAUACACCAAUUCUUGUUGGUGAGUCGGUUGUACUGGAAUGCUCAAAACAAUACAUUUGUACAAAGUCUGAGAGUUUAUGCAUCAAUACUAUGAUUCCAUAGGCAUUACUUGUAUGAGAUGGUUGUUUAUCUGUCUAUCUGUGAUAGCGUAUGUCAGGCUUCUUUUAUGUCGAGAAUUGAGUCAGUGUAUUCGAGAGUCGCUACAGGGCAUUUACUUACGAUUAUGCUUGUGAGUACCGGUGGUACAUGCUUUUGGCUAUUGAUUAAAAAACGCCCUUAAUUCAAUUAAUACUUUCUUUUGUGCAUGUCAAUAUUUGUUAAUAUUGAUUGAUAUCCAUUUGUUUGGUUUAUUUAAUAACUAAUUUAGAGCAAUAUAUAAUGAAUAUGUUUGACUUAAAAGAGAUUUUUACAAAUUUUAAUACGCUGGUGUUUUCACCUUGCAAUUCAGAACAAUAUAUUAUAAGUGCAACUUUUUAUGAGUAUUCUUAAAGAUCGUCAUACUAUAGUUUGUAUAAGCAAUAAGAAAUAUUUGUAAGCAAAACUAAUUAUGUACCAUUUGUUGUUUGAGUGUACACUUUUUAG